UUAUAUUUUUGCCUGCUGGGGAAUCCCCGAAGGUGGACAUGGAUUCUUCGUCCCUUCCCCUCCCUCCCCUCCCUCCCCUCCCCCUCUGAAACGCCACCCCGCCCCCUUCCCCCUUCUCUCUCUCUCCGUCCGCCUCCUUCCCUUUGAGCCGCCGCCCGUCGCUCGCCGGCUAGGGUUUCUCCGGGAUCGCCGCCGCGAGAGCCAUGCCAACUUUUACUGCAAUAGCUUUGGAUAGGCUAUUGGAACCCAGAACGUCCAGAACGGCCGAUAAAUCUGUUAAUAGCCCCAUGCCUGUUCCUAAGUUGAAGCCUCCUAGGCCUGAGCCAGUGCCUAGUGCGAAGCUGGAGAGGAGGAGAAGUACCUCGGUCAUGGAGAGGAAAGUUCAGCGGCCUCAAAUGACUCCGGCGCUCUAUGCGACUCCAGAGAGUACCCCGGUUCCGGAUUCACCGUCCUCGUUCCCUCCGUCCCCCUACAUCAUCAAUCACAAGAGACGCGGCCCACAUCUUGUGAAGAGCUUGUCCGAGGAUGACGUUUCUGCUAGAAAGAAGAGCAUGGACGAAGCAAACACCAAUUCAACCGUAACUGAAGUGAAAAGUGAGGAGAUUGCUUCUGUGGGGGAUCUCCCUGUAACGUUUACACUAUCUAAUACGGUUGAAGACGAACAUGUGAAUGGUAUUGAUGAUGUGUGUGAGGUUGGGAGCAGUGACAGGUCUGCGAGUAGUGCUCUGGAAGUUGGGACUAGCAAUUUGAAUAAUGGCUUGGUGGGGGAAACUGAUACGCUUGUUCCUGUUCCAAUGACUCCCGAAAGAGAGGUUGAUAGUGAAGAUUUUUAUGAUCCUCAGGAAGCAAUGAGUUGUACUAGUAACACUGAGGGAGAGGACAAUGGCACCGCGGAACGGUCUGUGAAGUUCACCACGCCAAUGGGAGAGUUCUUUGAUGCAUGGGAAGAACUAUCCUCUGAUGGUGGGGCACAAUCUUCACUGCGUGAUCUUGAAGAGGAAUUGCGAGGGAUCAGAUUAAGUUUAUUAAUGGAGAUUGAGAAGCGGAAGCAAGCAGAAGAAACCCUGAGCAAUGUGCAAAGCAAUUGGCAGAAAAUUCGACAACAGCUAUCACUGGCUGGUCUUACCCUUCCUGCAGAUCUAACUUUGGAGUCUGACCAACUGAGUGUGGAGGCUGCAGAACAGCUGAAUCAGCAAGUUCAACUUGCUCGUUUUGUUGCUGAAGCCAUUGGAAGGGGCAUGGCCAAGGCUGAAGCAGAGACAGAAAUGGAAGCUCAGCUUGAGGUUAAGAACUUUGAGAUUUCACGAUUGUGGGAUCGACUGCAUUAUUAUGAGGCUGUAAAUCAUGAGAUGUCUCAGAGGAACCAAGAAGCUGUUGAGACUGCUAGACGACUAAGGCAACAGAGGAAGAGGAGGCAGAGAUGGGUGUGGGGUUCGAUAGCUGUCGCCUUAUCGCUCGGUGCUUCGGCAUUAGCAUGGUCAUACCUCCCAUCCGGCAACGGAUCACGCAGCGAUGAUAAUCAGGCGAGCAAAAGCAGCAACGACACCGAGUGAGGCAGGCAUUCUUCCUGCAGAGUCUACUGAGAUGGGCUCUGUCAUUGGAGGAAAAUGAUAAUAAGAAGGGCCAGUGCUGCCUUGUUGAAAUUAAUCAUGUUCUCCUAGUAAGUGCGCAAGGCAUGCCGCACAAUAUUAGUUCUGACAAAAUAAUAUGCCAAGCUGCGAUGUUGCAGCUAAUCCAGAGGUUGAUAUACCGAGUCUGUAUAUUUGUUGGAAAUGCAUGAUUGUUUUGCUUUAGCUUUUCCUGGCCUCUGGUGCCCGAUUUGCGAGUUCCCGUGGACUUUGGAGGAGCUGAAGACAAGCUUUUUUCUUGAGCCUCCAUGGAUGGCGAUUUUGUAGCAGUAAGACAUCUGAGGCAAAGUUGUUUCGACAAGUUUUACGAACAGAUUGAUGUUUCAUUGUGUAGAACAAAAUAUGAGUAUUGGAAGUGGGAUGUGAUGCGGCGGAACAGUAACACUAA
Molecule: messenger RNA, 2016 nt
Organism: Eucalyptus grandis
Lineage: Eukaryota; Viridiplantae; Streptophyta; Magnoliopsida; Myrtales; Myrtaceae
Exons: 4
Coding region: 204-1553 (449 amino acids)
Source: RefSeq, a predicted model, not a curated record